Cherax quadricarinatus is the source of this 1107-nucleotide messenger RNA. RefSeq lists its product as uncharacterized. Gene Ontology annotation, biological process: proteolysis. Gene Ontology annotation, molecular function: zinc ion binding; metalloendopeptidase activity. The record is from RefSeq and is a predicted model, not a curated record. Lineage: Eukaryota; Metazoa; Arthropoda; Malacostraca; Decapoda; Parastacidae.
AGUCUCUCCCAAACUAGCUCCACCAGGGCUAACGUCUCCCAGACCAGCUCCACCAGGGCUAGCGUCUCCCAGACCAGCCCCACCAGGGCUAGCGUCUCCCAGACCAGCUCCACCAGGGCUAACGUCUCCCAGACCAGCUCCACCAGGGCUAGUGUCUCUCAGACCAGCCCCACCUGGGAGAGUCAUCCCCAGGAUGAUGACUCCCAGGGCAGCCUCACCUACCUCUCCCAGUACACAAACUACCUCACUGAGAGCGGCCUCCCCGAGGAUCCUCAGAGCAGCAUCGCUGAGGAUAUCAACCUCGAGGAAUGGCUGUUAAACUACGCAAUAAAGGGGUUUUUAGAGACACGGUGGCCGAACAACACAGUCCCGGUUGUUAUCUGUAGAAUGAUGGGAAAGCAGUACAAACCAACGAUUUACCAAGCAAUGAAUCUGCUUAACUCACUAACCUGUCUUAAGUUCGUGAACGCCACUAACAGGCAAAAUUAUUACCUGAACGUGACUUACGUCGAGGAUGCAUGCUAUUCUCAGUUGGGAUACAAAGGCUACCCUUGGGGACACCAGACAGUGAACCUCGCCCCAAGUUGUUUCUAUAGUUUUGGCGUGAUCGUUCAUGAACUAUUGCACGCCAGCAGCUUCAGCCACCAGCAGGUAAGGAUAGAUCGUGACGAUUACGUUACCGUUUACAAAAACCGUAUCAUCAAGAAAUUUUACCCGAAUUUUGCUAUUCGCGAUGGUGAGUACGAUUACCUUUGGACUGUUGGACUUCCCUACGACUACAACAGCGUCAUGCACUACCCGUCUGAUGGCUUCUCUCGGAGCGCCAUGCACGUGCCCACCCUGGAGGUCAAGAGGGAGUUUAAGGGGAUGAUAGGACAAAGAGACGGUCCCUCCCGUACAGAUAUCGCAGUUCUUAACCGGUACUACGAGUGCCAGGAGCACUACCUGGGCGACGACAUCCCUGGCGCUGUACCCUACGCAGAAUUUCACGCCAGGUACAUCAAACUAGACCGCACCAAGAGCGUCUCGGAAAAGUUUACAAAAUGGUUUAAUUAUGUGUCCGCGAAGGUAGCGAAGUGAUUUUGUUUAUUCACUUAUUAUAUUUUU